Molecule: messenger RNA, 635 nt
Organism: Zychaea mexicana
Lineage: Eukaryota; Fungi; Mucoromycota; Mucoromycetes; Mucorales; Lichtheimiaceae
Product: histone
Exons: 6
Coding region: 37-447 (136 amino acids)
Cellular component (GO): nucleosome
Molecular function (GO): DNA binding; structural constituent of chromatin; protein heterodimerization activity
Source: RefSeq, a predicted model, not a curated record
CCUUGCUUUUCUUUCCCUUUUCGAACAAAAAGUAAAAUGGCCAGAACCAAGCAAACCGCUCGCAAGUCUACCGGAGGUAAAGCUCCCCGAAAGCAACUCGCUACCAAGGCUGCUCGCAAGUCUGCACCUACUACUGGUGGUGUGAAGAAGCCCCAUCGUUAUAAGCCCGGUACCGUCGCUCUUCGUGAGAUUCGUCGCUACCAGAAAUCCACUGAGCUUUUGAUUCGCAAGCUUCCCUUCCAGCGUCUCGUCCGUGAAAUUGCUCAAGAUUUCAAGACUGAUCUGCGAUUCCAGUCGUCUGCCAUUGGUGCUCUUCAGGAAGCUGCUGAAGCCUACCUUGUUUCCUUGUUUGAGGAUACUAACUUGGCUGCUAUCCAUGCCAAGCGUGUCACCAUCCAGCCAAAGGAUAUCCAAUUGGCUCGUCGUCUCCGUGGCGAACGCUCGUAAGAACGGCAUGCCAUACCAAACACAAGCACUCUUAAACGAGACACACACCAUUUUAGCGAUAUAUAGCAAUAGCGAUAUUUAGUUCAAUGAUUGUAUUGUGUUUCUCUCUCCCUCUCCUCCUUCACAUCAUCUUGAACUAAAAUGAAAGAUAAUCUCAAAGUAAAAGCACUGUCCGAGUGCUGUGCCUG